This is a messenger RNA of Acanthosepion pharaonis, 2193 nucleotides long. Lineage: Eukaryota; Metazoa; Mollusca; Cephalopoda; Sepiida; Sepiidae. The record is from the annotation of a GenBank genome assembly.
AUGGCUUUCUUUUCUUUCUUUCCCUCCUUCUUUUCUUUCUUUCCCUCCUUCUUUUUCUUUCUUUCCCUCUUUCCUUUCCUUUUUUUCUUUCUUUCCCCUUUUUUCCUUUUUUUUCUUUCUUUCCUCCUUUUUUUUUCUUUCCCCUCCUUUUUCUUCUUUUCCCUUUUUCUUUUCUUUUUUUUUCCUUUCCUUUUUCUUUUUUCCUUUUUUUUUCUUUUUCUUUUCUUUUUCUUUUUCUUUUCCUUUUCUUUUUCCUUUCCUUUUCCUUUCCUUUUUUUUUUUCCUUUCCUUUUUCUUUUUUUCCUUUUUUUCUUUUUUCUUUUUUUCUUUUUCCUUUCCUUUUUCUUUUCCUUUCCUUUUUCUUUUCCUUUCCUUUUUUCUUUUCCUUUCCUUUUUUCUUUUCCUUUCCUUUUUCUUUUCCUUUCCUUUUUCUUUUCCUUUCCUUUUUCUUUUCCUUUCCUUUUUCUUUUUCUUUCCUUUUUUUUUUUUUUUUCUUUUUUCUUUUUCUUUUUCUUUUCUUUCCUUUUCUUUUCUUUUUCUUUUUUCUUUUCCUUUCCUUUUUCUUUUUCUUUUUUCCUUUCCUUUUUUCUUUUCUUUUUCCUUUCCUUUUUUUCUUCUUUUCCUCUUUUCAUCUUUCCUAUUUCCUUUUUCUUUUUCCUUUCCUUUUUCUUUUUCCUUUCCUUUUUUUUUUUCCUUUCCUUUUUCCUUUUCUUUUUCCUUUCCUUUUUCUUUUUUCUUUUCCUCUUUUUUUCUUUUCCUCUUUUUUCUUUUUUUCUUUUUUUCUUUCUUUUUCCUUUUUUUUUUCUUUUUUUUCUUUUCCUUUCCUUUUUUUCUUUUCUUUUUCCUUUCCUUUUUUCUUUUCUCUUUUCCUUUUUUCUUUUCUUUUCCUUUUUUCCUUUUUCCUUUCUUUUCCUUUUUUUCCUUUUCCUUUCCUUUUUCCUUUUCUUUUCUUUUCCUUUUUCCUUUUUUUCUUUCCUUUCCUUUUCUUUCCUUUUUCUUUCCUUUUUUUCUUUCCUUUCCUUUUCUUUCCUUUCCUUUUCUUUCCUUUCCUUUUCUUUCCUUUCCUUUUCUUUCCUUUUUUUUUCCUUUCCUUUUUUUUUCCUUUCCUUUUUUCCUUUCUUUUUUUCUUUUUCCUCCGUUUGUGACAAACCACAUGAAUUCCUGUGUCUCGAAGGAUCUGCGUGUCUUUACAUUUCUCAAGUCUGUGACGGUGUCAUUGAUUGCCCAGAUAAAAGCGAUGAAAUGAAUUGUAGUAAAUGUACUACAGGGCAAUUCAGGUGCAGAAAUGGCCAGUGUAUAAAUGAACAGGGUGUGUGCAAUAGAAGACGAGAAUGUCAGGAUGGUUCAGAUGAGGAAGACUGUCCCAAAAGCAAAUGCCAGGCUCAUCAGUUCCAGUGCAACAAUGGACAAUGUAUAGACUUGCGAAGAAAAUGUGAUAGAAAUAUUGAUUGUGCAGAUCGCUCAGAUGAGUUAGAUUGUUCAACUCCUGAUUGUCAGCCAAAUGAGUUCCAAUGUAGGAAUGGACAGUGCAUUGAUCCAAGGAGAAAAUGCAAUGGAUAUCCCGAUUGUUCAGAUCAGUCUGAUGAAUUUAAUUGUACAAUUGUGCCUUGUCAGCCUCAUGAGUUCCAAUGUCGAAAUGGACAAUGUAUUGACAUAAGAAGAAAAUGUGAUCAGUACCCAGACUGUGAAGAUCGUUCAGACGAGACUGAUUGCCCUGCACAACAAUGUCAAUCUUACCAGUUCCAAUGUAGAAAUGGACAAUGUAUAGAUGCUAACAAGAAAUGUAAUGGACAUUAUGAUUGCUCUGAUGGCUCAGAUGAAGUCAACUGUACUACUCAAAGUUGCCAAUCUAACCAAUUCAGAUGUAAAAAUGGCCACUGUAUAGAUGCUAUCAAGAAAUGUGACCGACGUUAUGAUUGUUCUGAUGGGUCAGAUGAAACUGAUUGUACUCCACAACAGUGCCAACCUAACCAAUUCAGAUGUAAAAAUGGACAAUGUAUAGAUGCUAGCAAGAAAUGUAACCGACAUUAUGAUUGCUCUGAUGGGUCAGACGAAGAAGAUUGUACCACUGCACAGCGUUGCCAACAUAACCAAUUUCAGUGUAGGAAUGGACAAUGUAUAGACAAUAGGAAGAAAUGUGACCGAAAUUAUGAUUGCUCAGAUGGGUCAGAUGAAAGCAAUUGUAGUAAGUAG